UGUUGGUGGAGAACGAAAGUAAAAGUAAACACACUGAAACUGUUUCCUUUGGUGAGUGCCGACAGUUUCCAAUCAACCUGCUAUUGCACACAUCUGGAACAGGUGGGACGUGAACCUAGGCCUCCUGGUCUAAUGGUCUGAUGUGACUUAACCGGAAAGACCCUAAUUGCUGUUUGGAAACAGCAUGGCGAAAGAUGCUGCAAAAUUGAGCCUUCGAAGACUGGAACCAACUAUCCAGAAAUUUGUUAAAGUUGCAAUCCCAACUGAUUUGGAACGGCUCCAAAAGCACCAGAUAAAUAUUGAGAAGUAUCGGCGAUGGAGUCAAUGGGACAAGCUGCACCAGGAGCACAUUAAUGCAAGCCGUACGGUGCAGCAGCUACGAGCUAACAUGAGAGAAAUGGAAACACUAUGCCUUCGGGUAAGAGAUGAAGAUUCACAAGCUUUAGAGAAAAUAAUGAACCCUGUACAGGUGCAUGCAGCAGCAGCAGUGCUGGAGUUCCUGAAACUCCAUUCAGAGAUUCUAGAGGAGUCGAGUGGACGCUGGAACAUGGAUAAUACACAAAGAUCACACUCGUCACUAGUGAGGUCCCAGACUGUCGAAGGAACAAUUAUGAGUUCCCCAGAUUCUGGCUCACCAUUGUCCCAACAUCUGGUUCAGCUGAAUGUGCCACUACCACAGAUUCCACAAGAUCAAGAUGCUGCUGAAUCUUGGGAGAAGUUGGAAGAAGAUUUAAUUGAUCUUAGCAACUUGGUAAAUGAAUUUUCUCAGUUACUUCAUACCCAACAGGAGAAGAUUGACAGCAUUGAAGACCAUGUCAGUACUGCUGCUGAGAAUGUUGAAGAGGGAACCAAGAAUCUGGCCAAGGCCGCUAAAUAUAAACUUGCAAUGCUGCCGGUGGCAGGUGCUCUCAUUGGUGGUGUGAUGGGAGGGCCUAUUGGCCUCCUGGCAGGCUUCAAAAUUGUGGGGGUCGCAGCUGCAGUCAGUGGAGGGAUACUGGGCUUCACAGGUGGGAGAUUGUUACUGAAGAAACGGCAGCAGACGAUAGACCAGGAACUCUCACUUUCUUCCAGCUGCCCCGAGCUGACUCAAGCUGGAAAAAAAUCUAGUUAAAUUAUGUAAACCUAGCUCUUAAGUCAUUUUCCACGCUUUAGCUUAAAGAAAAACAAAUUUUAUAUACAAUUUGUAAACUGUAGGAAUUUUCUCCACCAGAAUCUUAAUCUGAUUAUUCAUUUUUAAUGACAGAUGAUCAGUGUAAAUACUGAUAACAAAUGUACAAUCAUUAAAUGUUAAUUUUUUGUAUAUUUUAAGUGCUUUAUUAAAAUAUUUAUAGUUUUAAAAACUAUUUGGAAUGUAAAUUGUAUGAACAUAGCUUGAACAAAAUCUAUUCAUCAAUCGUGGUAGGCCACUUAUUUUAUUGUUGUUUCCUCAAAAGAAAGAGAUCAACACAUUCUCAUGGAAUGUGAAACAUGAACACCUCAAGCCACUCCCACAUAGCAAGGAACAAAUGAACACCUUCCUCUUAAAGAAAAAAAUGCAUCGACAAGAUGUGGAAAUAAUACCAAAAGAUGAGGCUUGUUUCAUGGGACAGUAUGCAGCCAGCAUACUCUUGCCAAAUCCUAGUACAAGAGAUUACCUUUUAUUAGAAAAAUUUAGGAUCUGCAAAUGAUCAGUGUUUUCCAACAGUUAUACAUUUAACAGUUUUAUUAAAAUCCACUACACUGAAUGACCACAGUACAACAACAUAUUCACAAGCCAGGGAAGCAAAGAAAAAUAAAAAAAAAAACAAUUUGUCAAACAA
Chiloscyllium plagiosum (whitespotted bambooshark) is the source of this 1799-nucleotide messenger RNA. It is a transcript of the gene stx17, whose product is annotated as syntaxin 17. Gene Ontology annotation, biological process: vesicle fusion; intracellular protein transport; exocytosis. Gene Ontology annotation, cellular component: autophagosome membrane; SNARE complex; endomembrane system. Gene Ontology annotation, molecular function: SNAP receptor activity; SNARE binding. Lineage: Eukaryota; Metazoa; Chordata; Chondrichthyes; Orectolobiformes; Hemiscylliidae. The record is from RefSeq and is a predicted model, not a curated record.